This is a messenger RNA of Nicotiana tabacum (common tobacco), 1140 nucleotides long. NCBI's taxonomy places the organism in Eukaryota, Viridiplantae, Streptophyta, Magnoliopsida, Solanales, Solanaceae. The record is from RefSeq and is a predicted model, not a curated record.
AUGGCAAGAAACACUUAUGCUGAAAAUACUACUGAUACUACCAAUAUUGGCAGUACCUGCGCUGUUCCAGCCCCAGUUGUACUACCAUAUGCCAGGUGUUGGCAAGAGCGUAUUUUCUCACUGCUAGAUGUCCAUGGUGUUGCACAUGUACUGUUGCAUCCACAACCUAGUGCAGACACUGAUAAUAAAAUAGUGAAAUCAUGGCAAUAUGCCAACAAGGUAUGCUGUCAUACCAUAUUGCAAACUAUUUCUAAUAAACUGUUUGACGUGUAUUGCAGUUAUAAGGAAGCAAAAGCCAUCUGGGAAGCCUUAAUUAAAAUAUUCACUACUGAAGAUGCUACAAAACAAAAAAUUGUAGUAGGAGAGAUGAGAGAUGAUAAAGAGAUGAACGUAAAAAUCAACGAAUAUCAAAAAUUGUUAGAAGACUUGAAGGCCGAGGGGAUGUCAUUACCAGAAAAGUUUGCUGCUGGAGUUCUAAUUGAGAAGUUGUCUAACUCAUUGAGUGACUACAAAAAUAACUUAAAGCACAAACAGAAAAAUUUUGCCAUUGAGGAAUUUGUGACCCACAUCCUAAUUGAAGAUUCCAAUAGAAAAAAAUCUGCCAAAGCUAGGAUGACAGCUCUUAAAGCAAAUUUAGUGCAAAGUAGCAACAACAACCGCAAAAGGUACCAGAAUAGGUCUCAAGGUUACAAGCCUAAAAAUCCUAACCUUAAAAGAAAAAAAGGCUCUUGUUUUGUUUGUGAAAAACUAGGCCAUCAUGCCUCACAGAGCAGGUACAGAGCAGGAAAUGACAAAGGAAAAACUAAUACUCCUAAAGCUAACUUAGCUGAAGGAAGUGAUAUUAUUGCAGGUGUCAUUUUCCAAGUAAAUAUUGUUGCACAUGCAAAAGAAUGGGUGGUAGACUUUGGGGCUACUCGGCAUAUUUGUGCAAAUCAAGAAGUAUUUUCCUCUUAUACUCCUGUAGAGGAUGAUAGAGAAGAGGUCUACCGUGGAGACUCAAGUACUACCAAAGUCUUGGGUAAGGGUAAAGUUCUCCUAAAACUCACUUCGGAAAAAACUUUAGUCCUUGUUGAUGUACUGCAUGUUCCAACUAUGAGGGCAAACUUGAUCUUUAAUCCUUGUUGGGAAGAGCCGGAGUGA